Messenger RNA from Vombatus ursinus (common wombat), 4119 nucleotides. It is a transcript of the gene SAP130, whose product is annotated as Sin3A associated protein 130. The transcript is spliced from 21 exons. Gene Ontology annotation, cellular component: Sin3-type complex. Bases 151 to 3327 code for a protein of 1058 amino acids. Lineage: Eukaryota; Metazoa; Chordata; Mammalia; Diprotodontia; Vombatidae. Gene Ontology annotation, biological process: negative regulation of transcription by RNA polymerase II. The record is from RefSeq and is a predicted model, not a curated record.
GUUGAGAGGAGAGCUAGCCGCGGUCGCCGCGGCGGGUCCAGAGUCCCGGGGACUAAGACGCCUGAGAGGUGCUGCCAGGAAAGGCAGAGAGCAAGACGGAGAAGGCAGAACGGAGGAGCGGCGGCUCCACGCUUCGGACUCCAGGUUGAAAUGAGUUCUCAACAGUUUCCUCGUUCAGGAGCCCCUUCUGCAGGGCUCGGCCAAGCUCCUUCACAGAUUUCCAACAGUGCAUCUACAGGGCUGAUAAACCCAACAGCCACAGUUAACGAUGAAUCUAAUCGAGAUUCAGAAAUCACACCCAGGGAGCACCUGGGCUCCAGUAGUUCUCUACAGUCUCGUGAAGAAAAGCAAGAGCCAGUUGUGGUGCGACCUUAUCCACAGGUCCAAAUGUUGCCUCCCCACCAUGCAGUGCCCUCUGGGGCUCCGGUCACCGUCGCAGCCCCACCAGCAGCACAUCUGACUCCAGCAGUACCACUUUCAUUUUCAGAGGGACUUAUGAAGCCACCUCUGAAGCCCACCAUGCCGAGCCGUCCCAUUGCUCCUGCUCCACCUUCUACUCUGUCACUCCCUCCCAAGGUCCCAGGGCAAGUGACUGUGACUAUGGAGAGUAGCAUCCCUCAAGCUUCAGCCAUUCCUGUGGCAACAAUCAGUGGACAACAGGGACACCCCAGCAAUUUGCAUCAUAUUAUGACAACAAAUGUACAGAUGUCCAUUAUUCGCAGUAGUGCUCCUGGGCCCCCUCUUCACAUUGGAGCUUCUCAUUUACCUCGAGGUGCAGCUGCUGCUGCUGUGAUGUCCAGUUCUAAGGUAACCACAGUCCUGAGGCCAACUUCACAGUUGCCAAAUGCAGCUACAGCUCAGCCAGCAGUGCAGCACAUCAUUCAUCAGCCAAUCCAGUCUCGUCCCCCAGUGACCACCUCAAAUACUAUCCCUCCUGCUGUGGUAGCAACUGUUUCAGCCACCAGAGCUCAGUCUCCAGUCAUUACAACAACAGCAGCUCAUGCUACUGAUUCAACCCUUAGUCGGCCAACCUUGUCUAUCCAGCACCCACCUUCUGCAGCAAUUAGUAUUCAGCGUCCUGCACAAUCAAGGGACGCAACAACCAGAAUCACAUUACCAUCACAUCCAGCUAUCGGCACACCAAAACAGCAGCUUCAUACCAUGGCUCAGAAGACUAUCUUCAGUAGUGGUACACCAGUAGCAGCAGCAACUGUGGCACCCAUUUUGGCCACCAACACCAUUCCCUCAGCAACUACAGCUGGAUCUGUGUCACACACACAAGCACCCACUAGUACAAUUGUCACCAUGACCAUGCCCUCUCAUUCGUCUCAUGCUACUGCAGUGACCACUUCAAAUAUUCCAGUUGCUAAGGUAGUCCCUCAGCAGAUCACACACACUUCUCCCCGGAUCCAGCCAGAUUAUCCAACGGAGAGGAGUAGCCUUAUCCCUAUACCUGGACAUCGGGCCUCUCCAAAUCCUGUUGCAAUGGAAACCAGAAAUGACAACAGGCAAUCUGUUCCUGUCCAGUUCCAAUACUUUUUGCCAACAUACCCACCCUCUGCGUAUCCUUUGACUGCACACACAUAUACCCCCAUCACAAGUUCAGUGUCUACUAUCCGACAAUAUCCAGUUUCAGCUCAGGCACCGAACUCUGCCAUCACAGCUCAGACAGGCGUUGGGGUGGCCUCUACAGUGCACCUAAAUCCCAUGCAACUGAUGACAGUCGAUGCAUCUCAUGCUCGUCAUAUCCAAGGCAUCCAGCCAGCACCUAUCAAUACACAAGGGAUCCAGCCUGCACCAAUUGGAACACAGGGAAUCCAGCCAGCACCAAUCGGAACACAGGGGAUCCACUCAGCAACACCAAUCAAUACACAAGGACUUCAGCCUGCACCAAUAGGUGCUCAGCAACCUCAGAGUGAAACUAAGACUUCAGCAGUGGUGUUGGCAGAUGGAGCCACAAUUGUAGCCAAUCCUAUUAGCAAUACAUUUAAUGCCACUCCAGCAGCUACCACCGUGGUGCAGACCCACAGCCAGAGUGCCAGCACGAGCGCGCCAGCCCAAGGCUCGUCCCCUCGGCCAAGCAUCCUCCGAAAGAAGCCAGCCACCGAUGGAAUGGCAGUCCGGAAGAGCCUCAUUCCUCCUCAGCCACCUGAAGUCACUAGUCCUCGAGUAGAAAGCUCCAUAAGGAGUACAUCUGGGUCACCCAGACCUUCGGGUGCCAAACCUAAGCCAGAAAUCCAUGUAUCUAUGGCCACACCAGUCACUAUGUCUGUGGAGGCUGUGUCCAAUCAGAGUAGUGAUCAGCCCACCAUUGCUGUGCAGCCCACCUCUCAACAGCCACCACCUGCCAUCCCAACUAUCAUUGCAGCAACCAGUCCCCCCUCACAACCAUCAGUAGCCCUGUCAACAAUUCCGGGAGCAGUUCCUGUCACGCCACCCAUCACCACUAUUGCAGCUGCUCCUCCUGCAUCAUCAGCGGUGGGUGGCAGCCUUUCCACUGUAAUGGGGCCCGCGGUGCCAGAGAUAAAAAUUAAAGAAGAAGUAGAACCUAUGGAUAUAAUGCGUCCUGUUUCUGCAGUUCCUCCAUUAACAACCAACACUGUGUCUCCCUCUCUUGCACUGCUGGCCAACAACCUGUCGAUGCCUGCAAGUGAUUUGCCACCUGGUGCCUCUCCAAGGAAAAAACCACGAAAGCAACAGCAUGUGAUUUCAACAGAGGAAGGUGACAUGAUGGAGACAAAUAGUACUGAUGAUGAAAAGUCUACUCCUAAGAGUUUGCUAGUAAAGGCUGAGAAACGCAAGUCUCCUCCCAAGGAAUAUAUAGAUGAAGAAGGUGUGAGGUAUGUCCCUGUACGUCCAAGACCUCCCAUUACUCUACUCCGACAUUACCGGAACCCCUGGAAAGCUGCUUAUCAUCACUUCCAGAGGUACAGUGAUGUCAGAGUCAAAGAGGAGAAGAAAGCCAUGCUGCAAGAAAUAGCCAAUCAGAAAGGAGUAUCUUGCCGAGCCCAAGGUUGGAAAGUUCAUCUCUGUGCUGCCCAGUUGCUACAGUUGACAAAUCUGGAGCAUGAUGUUUAUGAACGACUCACCACUUUACAGGAAGGUAUUAUCCCUAAGAAAAAGGCAGCAACUGAUGAUGAUCUACACCGAAUAAAUGAACUGAUACAGGGAAAUAUGCAGAGAUGUAAACUGGUGAUGGAUCAAAUUAGUGAAGCCAGAGACUCCAUGCUCAAGGUUUUAGAUCACAAGGAACGAGUCCUAAAACUUCUAAACAAGAACGGAACUGUCAAGAAAGUGUCGAAAUUAAAGAGGAAGGAAAAAGUCUAGACUAAGGGGAAGCAGGACUCUGUGGAGAAUGGUGUUGGGGGUUUUGAUUUUUUGUUUUGUUUUGUUUUUUUCCAAAAUGGAAAAUUAAAAUAAAGGAAGAUAUCCAGAGUACACAAAAGACAGCCGAAGGGACCCACAGCGCCCAGUGACUAAAAAGGAUCGUUGUCGACCUGGCAUAAUGAACCAAAAACUUAAUUUCAGCCUUGUCCCUUUUAAACUUGCUUUGUGAUCAUAUUUGUUUAUAGCCCUCUGAUGUGUCAGUGCUUACUAAUUGGAAUUAGUGACACAGCUGGGUGGCAGGCAUUUCUCAGCCUUCCAUUUUACAAACUCUAUUUACCCAGUGGAUUCCUACAGGAAAUGUACAGAUCCUGGACUGAAAACAUCCACUUGGACCAUCUGAUAUAUCUGUCUCCACAAGAACAUGAAACCUCUUCCAGUCCUCCCAGUCAGUUCUUGUUUCUGACCUUCCACGUCCAAACUAGCCUUUUACAGCCAGUGCCAUGCCACUGAGGGAGCUGCCACAUUUCAAAUUUUAAGUGGUUUUGAACUUCUAGCUCUUGUUAUUUUUUAAAAGAACCAUUUCAAAGUGAUUUUGUGGUAUUGUUUGUCCUGUGUGUGUCCAAGUUGGUUUUUUUGUGGUGGUUCAGGGCAGGCAACACCAUUGGUGCUCUGGGAUCCUUGUUUUGAAGUACAUCCUCGAGACAGUACUUCUUGUAGCUGGUGUGAUGCUGUUAAUUGUAUGUACUCCAUACAUCUCCAAACAUUAAUAAAGGACUCAGUGAGGUUUUUGUA